AUGGGCGGUAUCGGCAAGACAACUCUUGCACGUGCCGUUUAUGACAGAAUUUCCAGUCAAUUUGAAGCUAGAAGUUUUAUUGCCAAUGUUAGGGAAGAAAGUACAAGAGGCGGUCUAGUUCCUUUGCAAACACAACUUCUUUCCGAUAUCCUGAUGACGAGCAAUAUUGUCAUUAGGGACAUUGAAAGAGGAAGUAAUGCGAUAUGCCAAGUACUUUGUCGUAAAAAGGUUUUAGUAGUUCUUGAUGAUGUGGAUCAAACCCAACAAUUAGAGGCAUUGGCAAACCGGCGGGAUUGGUUUGGUGGAGGGAGUAUAAUUCUUAUAACAACAAGAGAUAAGGAUGUGUUGAUAAAACGUGGAUUGGCUGAAGAUGAAAUAUAUAGGGCUAAAAAAUUGGAUGAUGAUGAAGCUCUCCAACUCUUUAGUUGGAAAGCAUUCGAGAAUGACCUCCCUCUAGAAGGUUUUGUGGAGCUUUCCAAACAGAUUAUACAUUAUGCUAAUGGCCUUCCUUUAGCUCUUGAAGUUUUGGGUCUAUUCUUAUCAUGUCGGAAUAAUGUAGAUUUUUGGAAAAGUGCUCUGAGAGGUCUAAGAGAAAACCCCAAGAAAGAAAUCGUGGAUAUACUUAAAAUAAGUUUCGAUGGACUCGAGGAAAACGAGCAAAAAAUGUUUCUAGAUAUUGCAUGUUACUUCAGAGGGGAGAAGUAUGUCGACCGUGUCAAGAGCAUACUAGAAAGUUGUGAUUAUCACCCAAGCAGUGGUAUAGAGAUCCUUAUCAACAAGUCUCUCAUAACAAUCUCGGGAGGAAGACUGUGGAUGCAUGAUCUACUCCGAGAAAUGGGUCAUGAAAUUGUUCGUCGCCAAUCUCAGGGAGAUCCUGGCAGACAGAGUAGGUUGUGGCUUACUAAUGAUAUCAUUCGUGUACUGAAGAACAAUAGUGUAAGUGGAUCUUAG
Messenger RNA from Juglans regia (Persian walnut), 951 nucleotides. Its product is annotated as disease resistance protein RUN1-like. The coding region runs from base 1 to 951 and encodes 316 amino acids. Gene Ontology annotation, biological process: defense response. The transcript has a single exon. Gene Ontology annotation, molecular function: ADP binding. The record is from RefSeq and is a predicted model, not a curated record. NCBI's taxonomy places the organism in Eukaryota, Viridiplantae, Streptophyta, Magnoliopsida, Fagales, Juglandaceae.